CGGCGGCGGCGGCGGCGGCACUGGCGGAGGCGGAGGGGAAGAGCCGCUGGCGGCCGCGGGAGCAGCGGCGGCGAGAGGCGAGCUCCCGGCGCCGAUUCUCAUGGAUAACUGUUAUUGAGGAGAAAUCCAUUUGUUGGGAUGUAAUAAAAAAAAAUGAAUCAAGAUAAAACCUCUAGAUGCAAGUACCAGAAAAAUUACCGCACACCUCAGUGAAAUUUCAAGUGGAUCAUCUUCCCUUGUGGGUUGGCAGGCAGUCAGAGGACUGCAAGAUGGGUCUUCGGAUUCACUUUGUUGUUGACCCACAUGGUUGGUGCUGCAUGGGUUUGAUUGUUUUUGUCUGGUUAUACAAUUUUUUUUUAAUUCCCAAAAUUAUCCUCUUUCCUCACUAUGAAGAAGGACAUAUUCCGGGUGUAUUAAUAAUAAUAUUCUAUGGCAUUGCCAUAUUUUGUCUGGUUGCCUUAGUGAGGGCCUCAAUAACUGAUCCAGGAAGACUUCCUGAGAACCCAAAGAUCCCACAUGGAGAAAGGGAGUUCUGGGAAUUAUGUAACAAGUGUAAUUUGUUGAGACCAAAGCGUUCCCAUCACUGCAGCCGCUGCGGCCACUGUGUCAGGAGAAUGGAUCAUCACUGUCCAUGGAUUAACAAUUGUGUUGGUGAAGAUAAUCACUGGCUUUUUCUGCAGUUGUGUUUCUACACUGAACUUCUUGCUUGCUAUGGACUGAUGUUUUCUUUCUGCCACUAUUAUUAUUUUCUUCCACUAAAAAAGCGUAACGUGGACCUCUUUGUUGUUAGACAUGAGUUGGCCAUAAUGAGACUUGCUGCCUUCAUGGGCAUUACAAUGUUAGUUGGAAUAACUGGACUCUUUUAUACUCAACUUAUUGGCAUCAUCACAGAUACAACAUCUAUUGAAAAGAUGUCAAACUGUUGUGAAGAAAUAUCGAAGCCCCGAAAGCCAUGGCAGCAGACCUUCUCAGAAGUUUUUGGCACUCGUUGGAAGAUCCUGUGGUUUAUUCCUUUCAGGCAGAGGCAACCACUGCGAGUUCCCUACCACUUUGCCAAUCACGUCUAAACAGAUGGAUGGUGGGCACAGAUGGGUCCUCCAUGCUGGAAAUGCGUUACAGGUUUUCUGAUAAUAGAACUAUGACAGUCUUCAAGUCAAUUAAAAUCCACCCACCAAUCUUAGGAAUCAUAAUGUGCCCCAGGCUUUAUUUUAAUAGUGAUCUUGAUCCUGUUGUGGGACUAAUACAAGAUCUAUAUUUAAGUUUUAAAGCAUGUUUACUUUCAAAUUAGCUUUCCACAGGGAUUUCUUUAAAUGCUUUUGUUGUUAAACUCAAAAGGCAGUGAUUGGGAUGAAAUAAUUGUACAUAAUUUCUUUUGGUACUAACAAUGUUACAGAUUUUAAUUUAUGGGAAAUUUCAGAUGUUUAUUUAAAUUUUUCACUCCUAAGCAGUACUAACCAAAUCUGAAUUUAAUUCUUCAAGUUUUACAAAAGUUGAUACACCUUAUAUUAUAUGUAAAUUUUCUUUUCAAAAUACAAUUUAAAAUAUGUAAUACUUCCUGUUAUUUAUGCUGUAGGGUUUUUUUUUUCAAUGCAUCAUAUAGGAGUGAACAACAAAAUAACAAAAACAGUAACAAAAAAGGACAGUGUUUUCUCAGAAGGAGCUUUCUGAUUUUUUUUUUCUCUUCACCAGAAACAAAAUAAAUACACUACUAAAAUAAAACAUCAGCUACCUACCUUAUUUUAAAGGGAAGAUUAAUUUUUUCCACAUGAACUUUCCCAUUUCUUCUCCUGUACUGUUGUAAUUAUUGAUUGUUGUUAAAAUAUUUGCUCCAAGGAGAAAUUUUUGACCAAGUGGGCGUGUAUUCCUGUUUUACCCUAAGAUUUUGAUGAGUAAAAGGGGUAAAGAAUUUGCAAUAAUUCCACAAAUACCUUUUCUAGUGCAGCUAUAUUAGAAUGCAUAUGUUUUUAAAAUGCUAGUGUAGUUAGAUAAUAUAUAAUGUAUAGUAUAAAGAGGAAUAUUGUGCUUUUGAAAAAAUAUGUAUACUUUUUACUUUUGUUUACCUACUAGUAGAUCUAAAACUGCACACUGACAAUUUAUAUAUAAUAGAUACUGGCCAAGUAAUACUGAAAUUUUAUUUAUAGGAAGUUACUAGUAAAAGUAGGUAACUUUUGCGUACCUAUAAUCACCCAAGUUGAAAUUAAAUUUUAAUUGCCCAACUAUAAUUUGGAUCGAGAGAGCUUUUGUUAGCAGUUAAUGUGAAGAAAUAACCUUAAAAUAAGAAAAUACAAUGAUCUAUAUUCAUUAUUAACCUUAUACAAAUUCAAAUUACUGUGAUGGUCUCUUGGAAAGCAUAGAAUAUUUGUGUGAAAAGACACUUAGCAUGCUUUGAAAAAAUUCAGUUUUAAAGUUUUUUUCCUUUAGAAUACUGCAAAAUCCAUGUAUCUUUUUAAAAAAGUAAUGUACUCACGGUCUUCUCCUUGAAGAGAAAAUUGAAGGGGUCUGCUAUUCUUGGAGCAUAUCAAUAUUUUCUUUUUAGUUAGUUUUGAUAGUAAGGAGUCAUACCUGAGAAAUGAUGAAAUAGUAGGUUACCACUGUCAGCCAAUUAACUAUACUGUGGUUAGUUUUCAGAAAUUGUAAAUAUCCUCUAAGAUAGUAGGGUAAGCUCUUCUCAGAGAUAUAAGUACCAUGUCUUUCAUGUCCUGAUGACAGUACUUUAUUAUUUAAAAACUUUAAAGUGGCAGAUGAAAAUAUUUAUUGGUGCUGAUAAGAUGCAUAGUGAAUUUAAUAUAAGAAAUAUAUUUAUAGAGCUUGAAGAACCACAAAAUUAGUAUAUCAUGUCAGGCAAGUGGGUUGGGUUUUGUGCAAGCUUAAUAUAUUGACCAGAUUUGGCCUGGUGACAACUGUUAUGAGGAAGUGAUGUACAGAUAAUGUUGGUAGGUGUCAGUUGAAUUCCUUAUGCUGUGUACAUUCCUUUUAAAUGAGGACCUUGAGAAAACAGCAAAGGCAAGUGAAGAUCCCCUAAAGAGCUUUAUGGACAUUUAUACUUAAUAUAGUAGCAGUAGCUACCUUGAAAAUUACCAGGGAGGUACUCAGUGCCAACCCCUGCCUCAGUCAUGAGAACCAGACGUGAUCUCUUUCCCACUCUGAGGGUUUCUGGUUUGAGUUUUCUUAGAUUUCCCACUGCUGGAGCACAUUCACUUCCCUCCCUUCUCUUUACACUCCCUGGUCCUUCUCCCUCUGUACGUGAUUCUUCUAAAUUUUUGGAAAACAAACUAAUGCAUUAGGCAAAGCAUAUUUAUUUUUCUUUGAAUGGCAGAUAUGGUACAUAUCAAUAUAUUUAUAUAAAAAUAUAUGUUAAAGUGUAUCUAGAUAUACUUAUGCUGUAACUCCCAGUAUUUCCAAGUUAGCACACCCAACUGGGUUUUAUGAUUCUUGUUAGACAACUUGAGAGGAACCAACUGGCAGUUUCCUGGGGAGUGCGUCAACUCGAGUGUUUCUCUGCGCCCUCUUUUGGCUAACUGAUGUAAUAAUACUGGCUCUAGAGGGUUGUUGCCCCACAAGUAAAUUGCAUAGCCAAAUUCGGAACAUGUCAGAGGUACAAACUUAAGGGAAGUGUAUGUACAAAAAUGUAAGGUUUUAUGAAAAUGAAUGUGUUCCUGUUUAUGAUAUCUGGCUCAUACAAAUAUGAUUGACUGUUUCAUUUAUGUAUAUUCAUAUUAUAUUUUUUACUAUCAAUACUCAUUUAUAUCAGAUAAGGAUAAGUAAAUAUCAACCAUUUCAUGAAUUUUUCUUACUUUGGCAAAUUAAGUCCUUAGAAUUAAAAAAAGCCAUUACCUUUAAAUUACCAAUUUAUUACAAAACAAAUUUAUUGUAGUUACAAUGGCAAGCAUGUGUCUGAUGUGUUUUACUAUCAAAAAAAAUACAUUUAGUUUUUUGGUCCUAGUUUUGAAAUGAUCUUUUUGACUGAUUCAGUUGCAUUAAAAUGAGAGUAAUAAUUCUUUCUAUACUUUUCUUUGUUCUUUUUAACUUUUCUGCUCCAACCUAGUGCUGUAGCUUUAGUAGUCAAUUUAUUAUGUAUUCUGGAUAACCAUGAAAAUAACUAAUGAUGUUGAGCAUUAGGAAAUAAUUAAGAACAGUGAGAUUACUGAUGUAGUCUAUAUGUUGGAUGGAGUAUUUCCUUAUAAAUAUUGCAUUUCAUUUUAAGCAAAUAUAUGUUAAAGGAUGUUUUAUAUCAGCAAAGUCAUUCAUGGGGCUUCUGGUAAUGAAAGAUUUUUAAGUAGUUAUUAUGAUACACUUCUUGAACAGUUAUAUUUGUUUUAUGUUCUUUUCUGCAAAGAUGUUUACUUGCUCAAGAUUAUAGGUAAAAAUUGAAAAAUUGGUUUCAGAAUUUUUAAAAUAUUAAGUUAACUGACGUUCCAUUGUAAGAAAAAUACUAUUUUGCUUAAGAGUUGUAUUAAAAAUGUUUGUGGUUAACAUAAGAGAUAGGUAUAUUUAAAUAAUGUAUUCAUCUCUUUUAACAGAAGAAAGCAUAGCUUACUUUUAAAUAAUAGAAAUAGAGAACAUAAGCAUGGAUAAAGUUCAGUACAACAGCUAAGUUGAAACUUCUGUCAGAAUGAGCAUCAAGUGAAUGUUUUCUGAUGCUUAAAGGUACUCUUCUCCAAGGAUGGUGGCUAAUUACAACUAUACUUCAUCAGGCUUUUUCAAUUCACUUUUGUAUAUAUAAUUAGUUGGAGGUAUGUUUCACCCAAAAGGGUGUGUUAAUUCUGAAUGCUAAUCAUGAAGACUUGAGUUAGGAAAACAUCUCCAACCAGGAAGUGUGAAGUAAUUUAGAUUAGGGCCACACGGUUUUCUGUGUGUUAGAUAAUGGGGUAGUUUGAAUGUUCUCACAGGUGUUGCUAUUAAAUCACAACGUGUUCAGCUCUGAUUUACAAUGGCAUUAAUAUUAACAGCUGCUAGUCUCUCCCUGGACUUUUCUCUAGCCUCUACUUCCAUUGUGCUUCAUGUAUGAAUAGAUUAUUUAGCUCAAGUUUACUAGACUGUUGCUGCUUCAUUAAAUAAGGUUUUGACGUGACCUCUUAUAUAUAUAUAUAUGUAUAUAGAGCUAGAAUUUAUUUGGUAAAGUUUACACUUACAAACAGUAAAUAAUUUACUAAUAGAUGUAAGUUAUUAGAUUUUUACCCAGUUAUACUACUAUUGCGUUAAAAAAUGUUAAGUGUUGGCGAAUGUAGUUAGUAAGUCAGGUACAUUUAGUAUGUUCUACUUGCUAUUAUUAUUAACCAUAUAAUUACCAAAUGAAUGAGUGUAUUAUUUAACGUCCAUAUUUGUUACUUUUGAUUCUAAGAAUCCUCUGAAUUUCUCUAUAAAUCACAAAUUUAAUUAUGCUCCGAAUUUAGCCACUCUCAAUUGAAUUCUAGAAUAUUCUUCAAUAAGAUGUGAGAAUGUAAUAGAAUCAACUUGCUUGAAGCAUUUUGAAUCAAUGUUGUUAUUCUAUAUAUCAAUCAGUAUUUAGUAUUUCUGCUGCCUUUGGGGUGAUGAUAGUUUAACUUCAGGAAAGUUUUUUCUGUUGCUUCCUUUCAUUAUCGUUGUGCAUUUUUUAACAACAAAAUUUACUACAUUUUUGUCUGUUCUUCAGAUGUUGUAAUGCCUGCUAGUGCUAAUUUGAAGCAGAAAUAACAAUGGUAUUUAAAAUUCUUAUGUCAUUGGUAUUGCCAGUAUUUUUAUUAUCAUUAUACUUUUUAUUAUUAUUAUUUCCUUUUUCCCCCUGUCUACUGUAGAGGGCAGAUACAAAUGGGUGGUGAGUAUCCAAAAUUGGGUAGAGUAGGGAAACUUACUAAGAUGGAGAGAAGGCUAGAUGGAGCAUGUAUAAUCAGCCUCUUAGCAGCAGGGUGGACAAGAUACAGUGUCUGUGACAUCAGAGGAUCCCGCUGCUACAGUCAUUUUAGCCUCAUCUCUUGUUGACAUCAUUUUACUAUGAGUUGUUCGUGCAGGUAAGCAUUUAGUUUGAGCUAUUUUAUCUAAAGAGUUUACAUUGCAGAUUCUCAUCAGUUAGUCAGAUGCCUUCGAAAAUUUUUUUUCAGUUUUAAAUGUCAUAAUUGUACGAUGUAUGCUAACGUGAAGUGCUGAGAAUUACGUGAAAGUGCAGCUAUUUAAUGCCAAGGAGGAAUGCAUAGGUUGCCCAAAGUUUGAUUGAAAAAACUGAGACGUUUUAUAUAAGUCUCCUUUUGCAAAGAAAGGAUACUGAGGAUUACAGUAAAAUUUGUCAACAGGAAAAAAUCAAUAAUUCAUAUAUGAAACGUGACUUUCACUUUAAAAUCUGGACUCUUCUGGAGUUUUAAUAUCUUGAAGGUCUCCAUAGCUGUUGGUAUUGUGAAUCCUCGCAAUCCUUGUGUAAGGUGGUGCUUACCACAGUUGUUCAACACUCUCAUCUUUCUGGUGUUGAUAGCUUUAUAUAUAAACAGAUGUGGACAAAACAUCAACAACAAGAGAUGUGUUUCUUUUUGUAGCUUCACUUGCCUGUUUGACUAAGUACAGGGUUUAAAUGCGUAGGCUGUUAAUAGAAGGGAAAGCUUGUCUUCAUAUUGGAAGCUCUGUGUUCUUGCCAGUGUGUGUUGGGUGAUAUUUUAACUACUGGUGCCUGAAGUUGGUGUUUUACAACCUCAAUGACUAAAACAUCCUGGUGCUGCUCACUUUAGCAUUGAGUGACAUUUUUAAUUCCCGUACCAAAGAGUUCAUUUUCUUUUUCGUUCACUGAGAGUUUUCUUUUCGCCUCCUUGUGUUUAUAAAGUAGAAUUUAAUGUUACUAAAAACAAUUUUGAUUAAUAGAUCUUGGAUUUUGCACACUGAUGCCUCACUUUGGUUUUAAAUGUCUCUCAUUUACACUUUUUUUUUUGAGUUAGGAAGAUCAGUAUGGUCUUUGAUUUUGUAUUUUCAUAUAGAUUGGCUACUUUGAAAAGUAGGUUAAUAGGUUGAAUUUACAAAAGAUAAUUGAAACACUUUACACAAGAUUUUUCAUUUUAUUCUGCAAAAGUAAGUGAGAAAUAGUAAGAACUCUACUUUUAUUUCUGUAAAUGAACUAUGUAUAUAGCUUAUUGGACCCUUUUAAUAGAUGCUGAAACAGAAUGCUAAAAAGAAAAAUUAAGGGCCUGUUUAGAUUACAGAUGAAGAAUUCUGUGUGUGUGUGUGUGUGUGUGUGUGUGUGUGUGUGUGUGUGUGUGUGUAAUCCUUAGCGGUAUUAAAGAAUGAUAUUGCCAUUUGGCUAUUUUGCAAAUAAAGAUAAAAUUAAAGAACACUUUAAAAACAUAUACAUAUGUGUGUGUGUCAGAUACACAGACAUGCUUGCUUAAUGCAAAACUGUGAUUUAAGCAAAACAGAAAAUUGAAUGGGGGUUGUUACUUAGCAUAAAAUUUAAAGAGUUAAGAAGAGUAUUUUAAAAGCUAAUUCUGCUUAUUGAUUCAUUUUACAAAAAAUGGGAGAAAAUAUCCUUAGAAGUAGUUACAAUUGUCCAAAUGUCAUACUGCUGCAUUUACAUUUACUGUCCUGGUUCCCUAUUUUUUCCCAGACUUUUCAAACACUCAUAUAGUUUUCUUAGAAAACUGUAGCUGAAAUGAUUUAAAAUUCUGGCAAGAAAAUAACUGUGUGUGUAUUGGACAGGUAGACAAUCACAUUUGAGAAUAUUGUGCAUUAUUUUCAAUCAACUAAAAUCAACCUAUCUUUGAAUGUAGAUACAAUAUUUGGUUUUGCAGUGAAUUCUGAAUGGAAAAAAAUCAAGUCUUAAAUUAAUGUGAAAUAUGACAGGGUCAUCUGAAUGAAAUGUAGAAAUACAGAUGUACAUGCUUUUAGGGGUGAAAACAAAAUUCGAAAGCAUAAUGGGAAGAAACAACAUUAUGUCUCUCCCUCAUUGUCAACAAUAUAUUUCCUAGAUUUUGUUGCCACAACAUCAGUUCUGAGUUAUUCAGCUUGUUUAUGUAUCAUUUUCAUUAACGUGGCCAAAUGCAGUUAUUUGUUCAAGUUAUUGGGUGGUGGGAAAUUCACCAGUUAUCUGCUGUCCUCCAGAGAUGAAUAUUAACAAGAAAUUGCUACUUUAACAUAGGUAUAAUAAAACAAUUUAGUGAUAGAAUGGGAAGAAUUUUCACCACAGUUGGAGAUACUCCGACCAAAGAGUUGCAAGGGGGAACAGAAUAGGCUGCUGGGGGAAGUGACCGUAGGUGAUCCUGCUUGUGUGAGGUUUAUGUCCUGGAAUUAGCCUUUUUAAGUGUGACUGGCAAGUUUAAUGAAAAGGCAAAUCUGUGACAUUUUGAGGCUCCUAAAGUUUUGUGUCAGCCUCAAAUGGUGUCUAAUAUUACGUCCCUGAAAUAAAAGACUUUUAUUUUAAUAGUGGUAUGUUCCAAGUGCCAUAUGAAGUCCUGUUUUUAAAUUUGUCAGGCAUUUUUUUCAUUCAGUGAAUAUGUUUAAAUCUGAGUGCUGUUUUGCUUCAUGUCUGCUAUUUUAACUUGUCAGUUCCCCUAAGAGCAUUUAAAGAAAAAUCUUCACUAAUAUUCCUAGUGCUUAAAGUCAUAAGGAAAAUAGUAGUUGAAGGAUCUGAGAAUUGAUUGAGAAGAGGGAGGAAAAUGACGAGUGGGAGCCGUGUAUCCGAGCUGUACUUGUUUAAAUGAAAAGUCUACACUGGUUCUUAAAAUGAAAAACAAACCAUGUAUCUACCUUAAGAACGCCAUUGUGUUUUGUUUUUAAUUUAUUUUAAUGAUUUAAUUUUAUCCAUGUAAUAUUUCUAUUUUCUUUGCAGAUUGUUUUUAAUUUAAAUUGUGGAAUUUUUACUUCUCUUGAAAUGUAUUAUGUACUGUAUUUUUAGAAAUCUUAUUUUUAAAUAAAUAUUUUUUUAAAACUUA
Camelus dromedarius (Arabian camel) is the source of this 8882-nucleotide messenger RNA. It is a transcript of the gene ZDHHC21, whose product is annotated as zinc finger DHHC-type palmitoyltransferase 21. The record is from RefSeq and is a predicted model, not a curated record. Lineage: Eukaryota; Metazoa; Chordata; Mammalia; Artiodactyla; Camelidae. The transcript is spliced from 9 exons. Gene Ontology annotation, molecular function: palmitoyltransferase activity. Bases 177 to 1067 code for a protein of 296 amino acids.